Paraglomus occultum is the source of this 162-nucleotide messenger RNA. The record is from the annotation of a GenBank genome assembly. Lineage: Eukaryota; Fungi; Glomeromycota; Glomeromycetes; Paraglomerales; Paraglomeraceae.
AUGUUCCGUUUGGCGGCGGAAGGUGAAGGAGAGAGUUUAGAAGGUGAAGAAUUAGGAUUAGCGAAUUUAGUAGUUAAUUCUAAUGGAUUGGAGGAAGGUGUGAAAAAGGAGAAGAAAAAGGCGAGAAGGCAAGGAUUAGGAUAUUAUGUAGACAGUAGAGGA